AUGGAUGAUGUAAUAAAAAAUAAGAUAAUAAAGAAUGAUAAAAAAAUUGUUGUGAUUUAUGAUGAAAUAUAUGAUACUUAUAGAAAAGAACAGAAAGGGAAAAAUGACUACGAGAAAAUUUUGAGAUUUUUUAAUCCAGCUGUAUUAAUAAUUAAAGUAUUAAGUGAAAUAUAUAAUAUAAAAGAUGAAGUAGAAUAUAUUCCAUAUUCAUCAUAUGAAUUGGUAACUACACAAAUAUAUAUAAAUAAGGAAAAGAAAAGUUUAUAUGAAUCUUUAUAUAUAUUAUAUUCUAUAAAUAAAUGUGAAUUACCAAAUAAUGACAUGAAAAAUAUAAAAAAGGUUUUAUCAAAAAAUAGCCAAAUAUUAAUAAACCAAUUAGAUAAUAAUGAUAUGGUACAUAUUCAUUUAUAUAAUAUAUUAAGUGAAUUCGAAGAAGUAUAUGAAUAUAUAUUAUUUUGUUAUAAAAAAUGCUAUGAAAAUUAUACUCGUACCUUUUUCUAUACAAAACAUUUAUAUAAUAAUAAUAAUAAUAUAAUAAAGAACAUUAUAAAAUUAAAGAGAUAUAAAUAUUAUAUAUGUAGGAAAUAUAAAAAUAUUUCUUUUCAAAACAUUUUAAAUAAAUUUAUUAAUGUCUUAAAUUUAUGUACAAAAUUUACAAGUAAUUAUCAAAAUAUCGAAUGUAUAAUUUUCUAUGUAUACUUAUAUAUAUUUUUAAGUAUACCUAUAUUUAUAUUCCCAUGGAAUAAUAUUGAUAACAAAUUAAAUAACAAAAUAUUGAAGGAUGGAAAUAUUAAUAUUUUACCAAAUAUAAUCGACAAAUAUAAAAAUAACUUUUUCUCUCAUAUAUUAAAUAAUAUAAUAGAUCAAAAAAUAGGUUGUUAUGAGACUUAUGAUUUUAAUAUAGCCUUAUUUUUUUAUUAUACAAAUGAAAGACAGAGGAAUAAAUCCAUUUCUUUAAGUCAACAAAAUGAUAAAAAAAAAAACAAUAAUGAUCCGAAUAUAUUAGCAGAAACAGAAACAAACACAUUACAUAUUAAUAAAAUAAAUGAGUAUUAUGUAUUUAAGCAUAUAGGUUAUAAUACCUUAUCUCAAUUUUACAAACCUCAUUUUUAUUAUAUGACAAUUUUGAAAAAGACUUUUAUAUAUAAUAAAAAAAUGGAAAGCAUAGAAAAUCUUUUCUACACCUUGACAAAUCAGCUACUUCAAAUGGAUGAGAGUUAUAAAAAUGGCAUAAAAAAAAAAAAGUAA
Molecule: messenger RNA, 1248 nt
Organism: Plasmodium falciparum 3D7
Lineage: Eukaryota; Apicomplexa; Aconoidasida; Haemosporida; Plasmodiidae
Source: RefSeq, a predicted model, not a curated record